Messenger RNA from Polypterus senegalus (gray bichir), 3280 nucleotides. RefSeq names its product death-associated protein kinase 2. The record is from RefSeq and is a predicted model, not a curated record. Bases 754 to 1839 code for a protein of 361 amino acids. Gene Ontology annotation, molecular function: protein serine/threonine kinase activity; ATP binding. NCBI's taxonomy places the organism in Eukaryota, Metazoa, Chordata, Cladistia, Polypteriformes, Polypteridae. The transcript is spliced from 12 exons. Gene Ontology annotation, biological process: intracellular signal transduction; protein phosphorylation; positive regulation of apoptotic process. Gene Ontology annotation, cellular component: nucleus; cytoplasm.
GCAGCGAGGAAGAUCUCAGAGUACUGAAGUGGUUUCUCUAUCGCUCGUUUGGGUUUUUUUUUUUUAAUUGGGUGGAAAUCGCGCGUUUUUGAUGCGGCGCCACCAUUAUAAGAAGAAACACGACGAUGCACAAUUCGUAUUCUUUAACGCCAGUGAAAGCCCUAAAGCCGGUCGUAAGCGCGUCUUUUCAUUACCUGUUAACCGGUACGAUCGUCUGUAUUUAAGGUCUUCUGCCUUCUCCAUACACAAGGAGUCUGCGAGGGCAAACAGGUAUUCCUCAUCCGAAGCUGCAGUCGAAUGCAGCAGUUGAGACUGCGUUCACUUAGCCUGAAAAUUUUCGUCCAGCACACUGUUGACACAGGAUUUUUUACAAUUAGCAUUAUCAAAGGGACUGGGGAAUAAAACGUUUUGUUGCUGAAGCUACGCGUUUUUUGUUUUUCUUUUUUGAGCGAGACUGGAGGGAAACUGUUGCAGCUCUAAGCAAAAAGGUGCACUGGACACUCGGAGAGACUUCAUCGAGAAAGCAGCUGCAGAAGUGACAGUAUCCAGUCAACCCGAAAAACGCCGAGAGCGCUGUGAAGCGGUGAGGAUUCCUGGCACAGAAGGCAACGAUCGCACAGCAGGGUUUUUCCAGGAGCUGGGAAUCUGGUAGGAGAGAGCGACGAGGGUACACGUCCUUCUUCACCCGGGGCUUCAGGUGUGGACAGCACCUUUCAGGAUGGUGUAGGUGUUUUCCAGAGAUUGUCCUUGAUCAUGGCAUGCUUUAAGCUUGAAAAUGUGGAAGACUUGUAUGAAAUUGGAGAUGUUUUGGGCAAGGGCCAUUUUGGUACUGUGCGCCAGGUGAGGGAGAAAGCAACUGAUAGCUUGUAUGCUGGGAAAUUUGUAAAGAUCCGGAAGAGCCGAAGUAGCCGUCUUGGCCAGGAACGUGAGUCUGUGGAGAGGGAAGUGGAGAUCCUGCAGCUGCUACAGCACCCCAACAUUAUGUCUCUGAAGGAGGUGUUUGAGUGCAAAGCUGAAGUGGUCCUGAUAUUGGAACUGAUCAGUGGCGGAGAGCUCUUUGAUUUUGUGGCUGAGAAAGACAUACUGACAGAGGCUGAAGCCAUCGAGUUCAUGAAGCAGAUUCUGCUGGGUCUUGGCUACAUGCACUCCAAGAACAUUGCCCAUUUUGAUCUCAAGCCAGAGAACAUCAUGCUGCAAGAUAAAGAUGUUCCCCAUCCGAACAUAAAGCUGAUUGACUUUGGCCUGGCCCGUCGAUUACAGGAAGCGGAAGAGUACAAGAGCCUAUGUGGGACUCCACAGUAUAUAGCUCCUGAAAUAAUUAAUUAUGAGCCACUAACUGUGGCGGCUGAUAUGUGGAGUAUUGGUGUGAUUACAUAUAUUCUGUUGAGUGGCACAUCACCAUUUCAAGGAGAGACAGAUGCUGAGACAAUGAACAACAUCAUGGCUGUCAAUUAUGAGUUCGAUCAGAAGCAUUUCAGCCAGACCAGUGCCAUGGCAAAAGACUUCAUUGAAAAGCUUUUGGUAAAGAAUUACCGGGAGAGGAUGACGGCAGAAGAGUGUCUCAUACAUCCCUGGAUUAAGCCUUUGAACAAGAAGCAAGUUGCACAUCGAAGUCGAUCAUCCAUAAAUAUGAAGAAUUUUAAAAAGUUUAAUGCCCGCAGGAAAUGGAAGGUGUCCUACAACAUGGUGUGGGCCUGCAACCGUAUGUGCCGCAUGAAGCUUCUUUGCAAAAAUGCUGUCAAAGAUGAAGAGGCUCUGAGGCAAUGUGAAAGUGACCAGGAGGAUAUCGACACCAAGCCUGCUUCACUAAUUCGAAGGCGUCUCAGCAGUAGUUCCUAGUACUAGUCCUAGUGCUGGGACAUCCAGUUGGAUGCAAGACAAACCUACGCUGUGAUUCUGUAAUAUCAGCCACUACUUGGAAAUGGCCACAACAACAAAUGUGGGAAUGGCUGCUUUACAGACCGGGAACCAGCUCCAUUUUACACGUGACUAAACAUUUCUCAAAGAUGCCAAAAGCCAGCUGACAUCACUGAAGAACAUUAAAUGCAGAUCCAUCCUUCAUUCAUUCAUUCUCCACCACUUAUCUGAAGCUAGGUCACGGGGGCAACAGUUUUAGCAGUGUGGCCCAUACGUCCUUUUUCCACAGUCACACUUGCCAACUCAUUCUGUGAGAUCCCAAGGUGUUACCAGACCAUCUGGGAGAUAUAAUCAUCCCAGCGAGCCCUGGAUCUUCCCCAGGGUCUCCUCACAGCUGGUCGUACCUGUAAAACCUCCAUUGGGGUGGUUUCCAGGAGGCAUCUGUAUUGGAUGCCCAAACCACUUUGGCUAGUUAGUGAAACGUGUGGAUGGGAAAUGGCAAUGAAGCAUUUGACAGAGGAGUCUGAGAAGACAGCCCGUUUCCAGAAAUGGGGAUCAAGGAGAAGAGGAAGUGUAACUGUUUGCAUUUCCCUUGAGCUCACUCACAUUUUCUCCACUCUUUCAGAUCAUUCCACUAUUUGCCAUAUAUCUUUUUUCCUCUGGGUCUAGCUUGUAUUCCACAUCAUAUAUUGCCUAUCUACAUCCUAACCUUUAAACCACACUCCUUACAUCUAUAUAUAACUUUCUUGACUAAACCAAUUUCCGUCAUGCUUUUGCUCAGCUAUUCACCACAACUCUGUCUACUAAACUGCACUUCUCACAAACUAAAAUGCAGUUACUUUAUCUUGCCAUCUUUGUCUUCUGAACCCCUUCCUUGUUCCUCCUGUGUCUCAUGUCAAGCCUUACCUUGUGUAUUCUUCCUCCCAAAAUUACACUGAUAAACUGUGAAAACUUUCAACGCCUCACAGAUCGUUAGAGUUGAUACACUGCCCUGUGCCAACAGAAGAAUAACCCGGGGCAGAUAUUACUGAAAAAACAAAUGUCUUUCUGGAGAGAACUUUGUCUUUAUUCUUUUUUUCUCUGGGAAAUGUUUGUCAGCCACCAUCCUAAUUAAAGUUUAGACCAUUCUCAUGCAGGGCCUGUUUACUUGUUUCAUAAUGCCAGAAAGUGGGUCAGGAUGGUCCACCUUCAUGUUGCUGUGAGGAGUAGGCUUGUCAUCUGGUAAUUACAAGAAUGUGCAUCAUAAAUUUCCUGUUGUUUACCGGUUCUAUUAUCAGCACAAUGAUGACCAUUAAAGUGACCACAUCCUGCCUGGAGCUCAUUUAACAUGCCUUUGGAUGGGCCACAGUCUGUGUGUAAUGUUAUUAACAAGGACAUUGAGUGUAAGAGAAUUUUAAAUAAAUCCACGAUUUUUGUGUCAAAA